Molecule: messenger RNA, 331 nt
Organism: Daldinia caldariorum
Lineage: Eukaryota; Fungi; Ascomycota; Sordariomycetes; Xylariales; Hypoxylaceae
Exons: 2
Coding region: 95-319 (74 amino acids)
Source: RefSeq, a predicted model, not a curated record
UCUAUCUGGCAAUAGGUAUUCGAGUAAGUUGAUUUCUACCCGAUAUUUGAUAGUGUCUUACUCAUUUUCGUUAAAUUUCACUGAUCAGAUAUGCAUGAAACAUGAAGAUUGGGUGGUUACAAGUGCUCUCGAGGUGACCGGUGCUUGGAAUCCCACCGAGCACCUUAAGAAACAUGCCCUUGAUUGCUUCAUCACGACUAGCACCGUGAUGACUGCUGCCGAGUUCCCAGGGAGAGGGAACUACUUUACUCGAGAUACGUUUCUCGAGGCUUUCGCUCAAUAUCGAUGUUUCCUAUCUCUCCCUGCGAUUCAUGCGUGAGGCGGAGCUUCU